AUGGCCGACUACGUCAACAAACAGGUGAUUGAAUUAAAAGAAGUUAAUCAAGAAAACCAGAACAGAUUAACGAGGAGCGUGAAGACUGAGACACAUCGCUCAGAUGAAAGAACAAGACUCUACAGGCUGGCUGCUGGGUGUUUAGGAGUGCUGUGUGUUCUACAAGUCACUCUCAACAUCUCCCUGAGGCUGGCUUUCUGUACUGAAAGAGUGGUGGAAGGGAGUGGCAUGGCAGUCCAAACGAUGAGGACUGUGUUAAAGUGUCCUAAACGAUGGAGGAUGUUGGAAUCCAGCUGUUACUUCCUGUCUACUGAGAGGAAAACCUGGGAGGAGAGCAAACUGGAUUGUCUGGCGAGAGGAGCAGACCUGGUGAUCAUAAACAGCAGACAGGAACAGAAGUUGUUGUACCAGCUGGAUGGUGAUGCAGAUCUCCUGGUCUGGAUUGGUCUGACUGACUCCGUUAAUGAGGGGACCUGGAAAUGGGUGGACGGCACACCACUGACCACAUCGUACUGGAAGCGUGGUAAGCCGGACCAUGGUGGUACCAACAACAAGGAUUGUGUCGAGGUCUACCAUCGGGACAACGUUUUGGCCAACUGGAACGAUGCACCAUGCAACCACAUGCUGCAUUGGAUCUGUGAGAAAUUACAGAAAUAGCUACAUAUAGGUCAAAUCCACAUCUUGUUUAAAUGUGUUUAUUUUAUUGUUGCACAUUAACAUUUUCCCUAAGAUUGUGUAAUUAACUGAGCACAUGCAUUUGCAUGGUACAUGAUAUUAUCUUUCUGUCUUUCAGCUGUAAUUCCUUUUUGGCAAUAUAUUAUUGGCCUUUUGGAUCAGUCACAAUACUGUAUUGUUUUCUGCUUUGUCCUUUUCCCUCUAAACAGUUUAUCCAUAUUACUUCUAUGAAAUGGUAUUGUACCAUCUACUCCGCUGUGAGAUAUAUUUUCAUCUGUUUCAAUCUGGUGUCCAAAGCGGAAAGUAAAAUACCAUAAGACAGAUCUACCACUUCCUAGACCGCUUAUGUUGCUUAUGCCUUGAAUCGGCCCGACACACACAAACACACGUACUCAAUCAGACACGCACACAAGCAUGCACGCACGCAUUUAAACCUCAGUAAAGUUUCAGUUUUAUAGCAGCAUCUAUGCCAGGGUUGCCCAAUCAUUUUCCUGGAGAGCCUUCAAACUCAACUCUGGAUGUCGAAGCCAGUUCCACUGCAAUUUUUCAUUGCUCCCUUCUAAUUAGGGACUGAUUUAGACCUGGCACACCAGGUGGGUGCAAUUAAUUAUCAGGUAGAAAAGAAAACCAGCAGACUCUGGAUCUCGUAAGGGUAAGAAUUGAAUACCCCUGCUGUGGAGCAGAGCUCUCCAACCCUAAUCCUGUAGAAGUACCGUCCUGUAGGUUCACACUCCAACCCUAAUCCUGAAGAGCUACCGUCCUGUAGGUUCACACUCCAACCCUAAUCCUGUAGACGUACCGUCCUGUAGGUUCUCACUCCAACCCUGUU
Molecule: messenger RNA, 1504 nt
Organism: Oncorhynchus gorbuscha (pink salmon)
Lineage: Eukaryota; Metazoa; Chordata; Actinopteri; Salmoniformes; Salmonidae
Product: CD209 antigen-like protein E
Exons: 6
Coding region: 1-657 (218 amino acids)
Source: RefSeq, a predicted model, not a curated record